AUGGCCCGAAGCGACGAAGCAGAAUGGUGGUUUAACGCCGUGUACGCAGCUAUCCAGCAGAUCCCUCGUGGCAAAGUUACUUCUUAUGGGCAUAUUGCUCGUUUGCUCGGGGAGCCCCAACGAUCGCGCCAGGUUGGCGUGUGUUUGAAGCAUCUUCCAUCUGAGAAUAAUGAAGAGGACGGGCCACGCCAUUUCUAUCACGAUGGCAACGUUCCAUGGCAGAGAGUGAUUAAUGCAAAAGGGAUGAUCUCGCAUCGAGGACCCGGCUCAGCUGCGCGCCAAGCAGCCGCUCUCGAAAUUGAGGGGGUGACGGUUACGGCGGAUAGUAUGGGCGAGUUUUAUGUUGAUUUCAGCGAGUUUGGAUGGUUCCCGGAUCACCUCCCAGGGGAAGAGACCAGCGACGAAGAGCAAGGCGGCAAUGAGAGCUGA
This is a messenger RNA of Coccidioides posadasii C735 delta SOWgp, 429 nucleotides long. RefSeq lists its product as uncharacterized. Lineage: Eukaryota; Fungi; Ascomycota; Eurotiomycetes; Onygenales; Onygenaceae. The record is from RefSeq and is a predicted model, not a curated record. Gene Ontology annotation, biological process: DNA repair. Gene Ontology annotation, molecular function: catalytic activity.